AUGGCUGUGGCACUCUUGGAGGAUUGGUGCAAGGGGAUGGACGUGGAUCCCCAAAAGGCGCUGCUGAUUGUGGGUAUCCCAGUGCACUGUAAUGAGGUGGAGAUUGAGGAGACUGUGAAGACAGGUUUACAUCCGCUGUGUGAGUACAGGGUGGCAGGCAAGAUUUUCAGGAGGGAAGACAAUGCUAAGGCAGUGUUCAUUGAAUUGGUUGAUGUUGUCAAUUAUGCUACGAUACCCACUCAUAUCAAAGGAAAUGGGGGGACCUGGGAAGUGAUAGUCAAACCCCGUAACCCGGAUGAGGAGUUUCUACAUAAGCUGAACUCCUUUCUCAAAGAUGAGGGCCGGAGAAUGGUAGAUGUGGCCAAAACCUUGGGGUUUGGCAUGAUGCCCGUGGAAGAGGGGGUAAGCCCAGAGGCUGCAGGCGACCCCACACCAUUAUCUUUGCAGCCUCUGCAGGAAAACACAUGGUACCGAAAACUCAAAGUGUUUUCGGGAACCAUUUACCCAGGUCAAAAUGAAGAGCCCUUUGAUGUCUGGCUAGAGCAGGUCACUGAGAUAAUACGCAUGUGGCAGGUGUCACAGGGAGAGAAGAGGCGACGCCUCCUAGAGAGCUUGCGUGGCCCUGCCCUGGCGAUCAUUCGGCCCCUCGUGGCCAAUGACAACUCCAUGACUGUGGAGCAGUGCCUGGACACCCUGAAUCAGAUCUUUGGGGAUAAAGAGGAUUAUAGAACAUCCCAAUUCAGGUUUCUGCAGUCUUCUCAGAAGAUUACAGAGAAGAUGUCUGCUUUCUUGGUGCGCUUAGAGCCCCUGUUGCAGAAAGCUGUGCAGAAAAGCCCAAUGUUAAUACAAAAUGCAGAUAUGAUUCGUCUGAAGCAUGUCCUAUCUCAGGUGUCCAUGACCCCCAGCCUCCGGGGUAAGCUUGAGCUCUUAGAUAAGCGAGGGUGCCCACCUUGUUUCCUGGAUUUUAUGAAGCUUGUCCGAGAUGAAGAGGAGCGUGAGAAUACCAUCCUAGUGAUGAGGGAGAAGCAGAGGUUAGAGGCUUUGGCAAGACAAAGGGGUGGUACCAGACAGAGCGCAGGAGUCAGUGUCCAUAACACUACCACUGCUUCUCAGACGGUGACUUUUAGUGAGAGUGGCACCCAGACCACACAUGAAAUGAUACCUGGGACGCUGAAGCGCAGGCGAACAGUGCUUAAUGGUAUAAUAGAAGAAGGGCAGAGUGAGGUUACAAACCAAGGACCUGAGACUGUCCAGCCUAAAAUAGAGUUGGGAAACGGGGAGGGGCCUGGGGCUGUGAGCCACCCCAAGCCCUAG
This is a messenger RNA of Dipodomys ordii (Ord's kangaroo rat), 1314 nucleotides long. RefSeq names its product paraneoplastic Ma antigen family member 5 (gene Pnma5). Lineage: Eukaryota; Metazoa; Chordata; Mammalia; Rodentia; Heteromyidae. The record is from RefSeq and is a predicted model, not a curated record. The coding region runs from base 1 to 1314 and encodes 437 amino acids. The transcript has a single exon.